This is a messenger RNA of Trichoderma virens Gv29-8, 1692 nucleotides long. RefSeq lists its product as uncharacterized. The transcript is spliced from 3 exons. The coding region runs from base 1 to 1692 and encodes 563 amino acids. NCBI's taxonomy places the organism in Eukaryota, Fungi, Ascomycota, Sordariomycetes, Hypocreales, Hypocreaceae. The record is from RefSeq and is a predicted model, not a curated record.
AUGUUUCCUUACGGGGCCGCGCCCGAUGAGUCGUCCACCGUGCGGCCAUUGGCGGACGAGGACCAACAGUUGCUCCUCGGGCUCGUUCACAAGUACGGAGCCUCGAGCCUAUUGUUUGCCUUGACUGGCUAUGGUGAACCAUCUCGGGCGUCUGCCUUCUCUGCAAAUACCCUUCUUAGCAGUGCGAGCGCGUCUUCAGUAGCAUGGACUAACUCAGAGGCUGCCUCACAAUGCCGGUCUGAUGAGGCGUCUAUUCACACUUCCUACACGUGGCCUGACGUUCAGAAUGACAUGCCACCUGUGCACGACGGAGAGGCUAACAAGAUGACGACGACUGAGCGGUCAUGGCUCGAUUCACCUGUAGCAGCAGUGCCAUCCCCGAUGAUUCAGCCUCACGACGUCACGUCACACCCCUCUCCGCGCCUUGUCACGCCAACUUCCAAGAAGUACCAGUGCCCGAUGUGCUAUUUGGACAACAGCCCCGUUGGAUUUGGCAGAAAGAGCGAUUUUAAGAAGCAUCUGCACAACUUCCACGGAGCCGACGUUGUCUGGAUUUGCCGAACCAAGGGAUGCCAUUUGUCAUUCUCGACCGAGCGUGCAUACAGCACACACGCCAAGGAGGCUCACAGGAUGAAGGCUCUCCCCAACAGCGCUGCUCGGACAGAAAUGUGCCCUCAGCUCGUCUUCGCCUGCGGCUUCGGCAACUGUCGCGACCGGUUAUUUGAGGCCCACAACUCGGAUGACGCCUCCGCAACACGCGAUAAGCACUUUGAACACAUUGCUAAGCACUUUGAGGAUGGCUUCGAUGUCAGCAACUGGGAGUACAAGGUCCAGAUGCAGAACCUCAUGCGCCAGAAGCAGGUGAAGCAAAUCUGGAAGACGUGCAUAUGGCCCAAGGAAAAGCGACAGCAACUUCACUGGCGAGCACGCUCAUCUGGCGACUUGAAACGCAUGCUUGAGUGCCGCCAUCUAGGCACCAACAUCUCCAGUCUUGUUAGGCUGGCAUUCAUUCUCGGAACUGCUCCAUUCACAGUAACCUCCACUCCGCCACCCAACGAGAUCGAUAUCUACUUUCAGCUUCCAUACCGGAGCCAGUGCCUGUUGGAAUCAUCCGGCCAUGCGUCCUUGGAAAGCACCUCGAUGAAAAUGGAAGAGGGCUCGCCUGCAUUUAGCCUCCCCAAGAGCCGCUCGGGCAUCACCAGCAUCCCCCAAACCAUGCUCAAGUUUUCCGGCCGCUCAUUGAAAAAGGGUACUCGGCCGACAACACCUGCGAGCGUCAUGAGCAAUGGCGCCGAUACAAUCAUGGGAGACGACUCGGCGGCUGGCCCGCACCCGGGAACACCGUUCCCUAUCCCCAACGAGACGGUUUGGCCGGCGGAUGCUCCGAAAUUUGCCCCCGACAUUCCAACCUCUAUGCCAAAACAGAUGAAUACCCCUGCGGAUACACCCAUCUUUGAUCACCACCAGCAGCAACCACAGCAACUGCAGCAGCAUCAACAACCGCAGCCGCAACUCUCACACCAGCAUCAGCAGGAGCAGCAACAGCUGAUCCAGACGUCAACGGUGCGGCCAGGAACUCCGACCCCUCAUAAACGACCGGCUUCAUGGAGUCGAAUGAUUAGCAUGGAGAACCUGCGACCGAACAAGAAGUCGACACCUGACACACCACCGGGAAUGAUUAUGGGUAUGUAA